AUCCGAGAAGACGCCGCGGCGGAAGAAGCUCACAGAGCAACAAAGCGACGCUAUGGAUAUGUUCGUGACACCAAAACGUCAGAAAAAUGACGUUACUAGCGCUUCCAUUCAUAGCGGAAAAUCGUGAAACUAUCGGUGUGUACAACUCGUUCGUGGCUAAGCUUUUCAAACAUGCGAAGUUGUGUAAAAUAUACAAGCUUUGAUAACGAAACCAUUAUGUAUUGAGAUAUAAUGUUGUCGAAAUAAAUUACAUUCAUAUAAUUUUGAACAAUAUUUAGUAAUAUUUGUUAAUUAUUUCAUAAAUAACUAAUGUUUAUUCACACGAAACAAAGACCUCUUUACUUAUAUAUUUAUACGAAGUAGUUCUAUGGCACAUAAUACGCGUCCACGAGAUUAAAUUGUCGGUGUCUCAGUCGCUUAAAAGAAUUCUUGAACCUAUCAGAAAAAUGUAAAAUAACAAAUACACGAUAAACUAGGUCGGAAUAUCCACACACACUUAUUGUUUGCAUUGAUGUAAUGAACUUGAAUCCCAGAGUUGUAAGAGUGGUAGUUAAAUGUUACAAAGUAUUUUGAUCCCUUUCUCUUUCUUGGCAAGGUGCAGUCCGCUUUAUCUUUCAGAUCUAGAGGUCACGGGUAUCUCCCGCAGUGGCCGUGUGAGAAAGAAAUCUUCCAAGCUUGUUGACUUCGAGUCACCAGAUGAUUUUGCGGAUAGCAAGUACAAACGUCAAAAAGCUCAACAAUUACAAAAUCAACAAUUCUUGGACAGAUAUGAGUCACAACGUAUAUCGCCAAAUCAGUCUAUUCAACAUGGAAGCGGUGGACGACAGAGGAGAAAUUCUAAUUCUAGUACUGGACAGGAAAGAAUGAAAACAGAAAUAUUAUCAGAUAACGAAGAGCAGACUUCGGAAACAGAAUCCGAUGACCCAUCCGGAUUAAAUGAAGAUGAAAGAUAUAGUAUAGACUCUGGAAGCGACGAUGAAGUAGAUUCUCUUAUGAUAGAUGAUAGAGAAGCAGGUUUUAGAAAACUUGAACCACCUGGCCAAGAAACGCCUUCGCAAGCAAACAGUUUAUAUAUGCUUGAGAAAUGUAAGAAAAAACUAAUUAUUAAAGAUGGUAAAAUAAUAGGUAGAAUGAAGGCACAACGAAAAGACAAAGGGAAAACAAGAUUUACUGCUUACAUGUUAUGGGCUAAAGAAAUUAGGCAGGAAUUACUAGAGCAGUGUCCUUAUAUGGAUUUUGCAGCAAUUUCUAAACGGUUAGGAGAACUAUGGGCAACUGUUCCAAAUCUGGAAAAAUAUAACUGGCGCAGACGCGCAAAACGCUUGGCAGCAAAACCUCAUUCUUUACCUGCGAGUAAAGAUGAGCCUGUUUGGAAAAUGCCGCCGCCUGCUUCGCGAAAAAAAUUCAUUAAUAAGAUUGGUAAUGGCAAAGAGCAAAAGCCUGCUACGUCUAAAAACACUAUUCAGCUAGGUCUACCGUCCGUUGUAGGGAACGUUCCGGUAUCGCCACCAUCGAAUCGAACCGGGAAAGAUCUGGUUAACGAACCAAUGAUAGGCACAGGAAUGUAUAAAGUUGUUGGAACGCAACCCAUUGAUGUAGCCGCGCAUCUGAAACUUCUUGGUGAGAGUUUAACGAUCAUUGGUGAAAGGUUGAAAGAACACGAUGGACAAAUCGCAGUUUCGGGCAGUCUAUCGGUUUUGCUGGAUUCUCUAUUAUGUGCUCUGGGUCCUUUAAUCUGUCUAACGCAACAGAUACCGGAAACUAAUGGAGCUAAACACGAGACACUUUCGCAAAUGCUCGACAAUAUUGCAUACCUUAUGCCUGGUUUGUAAUAUAUGUAUAAAUAUUAAGGAAGUAAUUUGUAAUAAUGUACAAUGUAAAUAUAUCUAUUCAAUAGACAUAUAUUAUUAAAAGGAUAAAGAAUACAAACUGAAACGGUAUGCCUUUUGUUUGCUAAGAAAAAGAACUAAGUUUUCAAUCAAGUCUCUGUUAUAUUUUGUCUGCUUGUAAAAGUAUAACAUUUUAUAUAAAUAAUAUGUUUGUACAAAAAAUUACAAUAAAUAUUUAAAUAGUUCUA
This is a messenger RNA of Megachile rotundata (alfalfa leafcutting bee), 2077 nucleotides long. RefSeq lists its product as uncharacterized. The record is from RefSeq and is a predicted model, not a curated record. NCBI's taxonomy places the organism in Eukaryota, Metazoa, Arthropoda, Insecta, Hymenoptera, Megachilidae.